AUGGCGCUAUUCCUUCCAGUUCUCCGCCUAUUGAUGCUGUUCCUGAAUGUAUAUGACUCUUAUAAGACACUGAAAGAUCCACCACCGUCGUCACGCCAUUCUGGGCGUCCAAGUGUACGUGCAGUGUCGCAAAGAAAGAGGGACAUGAAAGGAUGUUUGGCCGUAUGGAUUGUAUGGGCCUCUCUUUCUAUCUACGAACGAACGGUGGAAUCUCUUAUUUGCCUAUUUAUACCAUUUUACGACGAAAUCAAGAGCCUGGUCCUGUUAUUUCUUAUCUUGACUCGUGCAAGAGGAGCAGAACCCAUAUAUUUGCAUCUCAUUCGACCACUCAUUAAACCAUACACAGGGACCCUCGAUGCUACUUUAGAACUCGCGCUGAUGAUCGGUGACUUCAUCUUUGCGUUAUCCACCUAUCCUAUUCGCGUUGCACUGGAUUGGUAUAAGAAGUUUUUCGGUUCGUACAGCGCCCUUCUUGUGACUGAGGAAACAGAAUCAGAGUCCAGUCCCUCAUCCAAUGACGUCAAUACCUCUGAAGUAGCGACAUCGUUCCUCGAUACCUCUGGCAUUGUUCCAGUGCCCUCCGAUAUUGAUAUACCACAAUUACCCAAGACGAGCGUUCAAGUGAAGACUAGGAUGCAGCCUCCAAGUCGACGCACGUCUGGUGAUGCCACCGCGUCUCGACAAACCUCCAGCAAACAAUCUUCCACGAGAAAACGGUCAGAAGUGGCGACCAAUGCCAAUUUAGAACCAAAUUUCUUUGACUCCAAGAAAGCUCGAGAUCCUCUCAAUCUUCGUUCAGGCUCUUCCUCCGAAAAGGUUGCGAAGCCACCUUUACAUCAUAGAUCUUCUGGUAGCCCUAAUCGCCCAGCUUCGAAAGCAUCCAAGCAUACAAGGGAAUCCGCCGAAGGAUCAUCAUCCCUCCAUCAAAUUUGGUAUCCACCGAGUUCUUCUUACGAGGACGAAGAUCGGCACGUUCACGCUGAUCAGACGAUUCGAGCAAAACCAGUGGAACAAGAUCCCCUUUUGACCCUCGAAUAUCAACAAUAUGAAGAAUGGCGACAAUAUCCUGCAUUUCCGUCAGCUUAUCCCCCGACACCGCUUGCCACUACCUCAGCGCUCGCGACUAUCUCAGUCGCUGCACCUUUGAACCUUCACCCAACUAUUGCCGAAGAAACCCAGCAGGAUUUUCGCCAGUCGCUCCUGCCGCCGCGUGAACCAUUGAAUCCCAAUCACGCCGGCGACUUGAGCGACAGACACAGUAUAUAUGGGAUCACAUCUCCUGACGUUGAUGAUGCAGAUGAUAGCAUGUCAACUGACGAUGAAGAUGGCUAUGAAGAUGAGGAUGAGUUUAACAUCACCCUUCGGACACCACUUCCACCUUUUGGGUCGCUGAGGUCGCAAAUUCAGCCUCGCCGAUUGGUUUCUUUACCUUCAACUUCUUCAGCGCUGAGCGUGCCGAGUAGGUCAUCAGCACUGACAACAGCCGAUAAUGGAUCAUCACUGCCUUUGGGAACAUCCUCCGACUCCUCUGCCCCCAAACCUAGUCUCAGUCCUUCCGUUAUUGGCAAGAAAAGGUCGUACCCGCGCUCAAAAAUGCCUCUUAUCAGUAACAGAGUUCGCCAAAUCGAGGAUGAGACAUCGCAAGACCCGUCUUCCUCCGAUCAUGAUUUACAGGACGUUACUACUACGUUGAAAAACGUGGUUCGCAAGUCCUCUUCUAGUCUAUUAAAACUUACCGAUGAAAGCGCUGCAGCAUCGCCUAGUAGCCUCAGCGCCGCAGAGUUGCAAAAUCAGGAACCACAAGACCAAAUACCUCCUGAAGAAAAGAGGCGUAAAAUUGUGCGAUCUGUGCGACCUACAAGGGCUAUCCACCCUUCUCGGCCUGUUCGACCUCGAGUUCCUCGGAUCACUCCUCUGCCCCCACACUCGAAAAAAGGCAAAGCUGCAGUGUUACCUGGAGCAACCAUCAACAGUGUCCCGAUCCCCUCAUUCCCCGGGUCAAAUGUUGAUAAGGUCAAAGAAAAUGAUGCCUCUCUCAGCGCAUCGUCAGCUUCUGUUAGUGAUGCCCCUCGACCUCGUAUUCCUAGUAGACCUCCCAAGCGGGCCUCCGUGCGCAAGCUUUGA
Molecule: messenger RNA, 2124 nt
Organism: Psilocybe cubensis
Lineage: Eukaryota; Fungi; Basidiomycota; Agaricomycetes; Agaricales; Agrocybaceae
Exons: 3
Coding region: 1-2124 (707 amino acids)
Source: RefSeq, a predicted model, not a curated record